ACACUUCAUUGUGCAUGCCUUGUUCUCGUGCGCGCCAUGAUUCUCCCGACCAACGACCUAUACACUGUUCCUUCUCCCGCGUUACGUGGCCACGUGGUGGACAGACGGCCGGUAUCCCAGAUAUCUCACGUUGUUGUAGGUGAACGAACACCGUUGGUGCCGGUUGAAAGACUUGCUCGACGAGUCGACGUUUAACGCUGUGCUGCGAAGUCGCUUUUGGCUGCAGAAACGCCGAAGCAGAGAAGUUUGACGAGGGAAAGAAUUCUCAGCGUUUUUGUUGAAUACCAGAAGCCAAAGGCAAAAGUUAGAUUUUCUAAUCGUUCGAGGGGGGAGGUCCUCUGGAGCUUGAUUUCUUCUCGAUGAGAGAUUUAAUCGCAGUUUAGGGUUUUUGUUUGAUCUCCACCGGCCAUAGGUUCAUAGAGCUCUUUCUUCAAGAUGAUGCUUUCGUUGCAGAGAGAUGCUCGGCAACAGCAGCACCACCAGCAGACGCUGCAGCCGGCGGCACCAAGUGGGUUUGCGAGAGUUGCGUUCAAGGCCGAUCGUGAUGAUUCUUUCGGUUUGCAGUCGGACUCCCUGGUGAAUUUCAAGCAAUCGCAGCAGGCGCCGGAAACUCAUGAAGUUGAUGAAGACAGGCUAUUGGCCCUUGCUCAUCAGAAGUACAAGGCUGGGAACUAUAAACAGGCACUAGAACACAGCAAUGCUGUUUUUGAGAGAAACCCCCGGCGGACAGAUAAUCUUCUCCUUUUGGGUGCAAUUCAUUAUCAGUUGCAUGAUUUUGAUAUGUGUAUCACAAAGAAUGAAGAAGCUCUUAGGGUUGAACCACAUUUUGCUGAGUGCUUUGGGAACAUGGCAAAUGCUUGGAAGGAGAAGGGCAAUAUUGAUCUUGCAAUCCGCUAUUAUUUGGUUGCUAUUGAGCUUCGCCCAAAUUUUUGUGAUGCAUGGUCAAACUUGGCUAGUGCAUACAUGCGGAAAGGAAGGCUCAAUGAAGCAGCUCAGUGUUGUCGCCAGGCUCUUGCAUUGAAUCCACACUUGGUUGAUGCACAUAGCAAUCUUGGAAAUUUGAUGAAAGUACAAGGUUUAGUCAAAGAGGCAUACAAUUGCUAUGUUGAAGCUCUUCGUAUACAACCAACUUUUGCUAUUGCCUGGUCAAAUCUUGCUGGGCUUUUCAUGGAAGCAGGAGAUUUUAAAAGGGCCCUUCAAUAUUAUAAGGAAGCUGUUAGGCUGAAACCAACAUUUGCUGAUGCCUACUUAAACCUAGGGAAUGUUUAUAAGGCCUUGGGGAUGCUUCAAGAGGCUGUUGUGUGUUAUCAGCACGCUCUUCAGGCAAGACCAGAUUAUGCAAUAGCUUUUGGCAAUCUAGCUAGCUUAUAUUAUGAGCAAGGCAAGCUAGAUUUGGCAAUUCUCCAUUACAAGCAAGCCCUUGCUGAUGAUUCAGGGUUUUUGGAGGCAUACAAUAACUUGGGCAAUGCACUGAAAGAUGCUGGCAGAGUUGAUGAAGCAACCCAUUGCUAUCAUGCAUGCCUUUCCCUCCAACCAAACCACCCCCAAGCUCUUACCAACCUUGGAAACAUAUAUAUGGAAUUGAAUAUGAUGACUGCUGCUGCUGAAUGUUACAAGGCAACAUUAGCUGUAACAACAGGACUCUCUGCUCCUUACAGCAAUUUAGCAAUAAUAUAUAAGCAGCAGGGAAAUUAUCUAGAUGCUAUUUCUUGCUACAAUGAAGUCCUUCGUAUAGAUCCUCUAGCUGCUGAUGGGCUUGUAAACAGGGGCAACACAUACAAGGAGAUUGGUAGAGUUAGUGAAGCAAUCCAAGACUACAUACGGGCUGUUACUAUUCGACCAACUAUGGCCGAAGCACAUGCAAAUCUUGCUUCAGCUUACAAGGACAGUGGACAUGUGGAAGCAGCUAUAAAGAGCUAUAAGCAGGCAUUGCUUCUACGACCUGAUUUUCCAGAAGCUACUUGUAACCUUCUACACACAUUGCAGUGUGUUUGCAAUUGGGAGGACCGAGAGAACAAGUUCAUUGAAGUGGAAGGAAUUAUUAGAAGGCAGAUAAAGAUUUCUGUUCUUCCAAGUGUGCAGCCUUUUCAUGCAAUUGCAUAUCCCAUUGAUCCAAUGCUUGCAUUGGAGAUCAGUUGUAAGUAUGCAGCACACUGCUCUCUGGUUGCAUCCCGUUAUGUACUUCCUCCAUUUAGUCAUCCCCCUCCAGUACCUGUAAAGAAUGAUGGUAGAAAUGGGCGACUGAGGGUUGGAUAUGUGAGCAGUGAUUUUGGUAACCAUCCCCUGUCACAUCUUAUGGGCUCAGUAUUUGGCAUGCACAACAGGGAAAAUGUUGAGGUGUUUUGCUAUGCUUUGAGUCAGAAUGAUGGCUCUGAAUGGAGGCUGCGUAUACAAUCUGAAGCUGAACACUUUGUGGAUGUGUCUGCCCUAACAUCUGAUAUGAUUGCUAGGAUGAUUAAUGAGGAUAAAAUACAAAUUCUAGUUAACCUGAAUGGUUACACCAAGGGUGCAAGGAAUGAAAUUUUUGCAAUGCAACCUGCACCCAUUCAGGUUUCGUACAUGGGUUUCCCUGGAACAACAGGUGCAACUUACAUAGAUUACUUGGUCACAGAUGAGUUUGUUUCACCUACCUGUUUUGCACAUAUUUACUCUGAGAAGCUUGUCCAUCUCCCUCAUUGUUACUUUGUAAAUGAUUAUAAGCAAAAAAAUCAUGAUGUGCUGGAUCCUAUUUGGCUACACAAGCGGUCAGAUUAUGGAUUGCCCGAGGACAAGUUCAUAUUUGCAUGCUUCAAUCAGCUAUACAAGAUGGAUCCUGAGAUCUUUGAUACCUGGUGCAACAUUUUGAAGCGCGUUCCCAAUAGUGUGCUCUGGCUUCUUAGAUUCCCAGCUGCAGGCGAGAUGAGACUUCGAUCAUAUGCAGCUGCUAGAGGAGUUAAGCCGGGCCAGAUAAUUUUCACAGAUGUUGCCAUGAAAAAUGAGCACAUAAGACGCAGUGCUUUAGCAGAUCUCUUCCUUGAUACGCCAUUAUGCAAUGCACACACCACGGGCACAGAUAUUCUUUGGGCUGGUUUGCCAAUGAUCACUUUACCGCUGGAGAAAAUGGCAACUAGAGUUGCUGGUUCACUGUGUCUGGCCACUGGAGUAGGAGAGGAGAUGAUUGUUAGCAGUAUGAAAGAGUAUGAGGAGAAGGCAGUAUUGCUUGCGGAGAGUCGCCCAAAGCUCCAGGCUCUUACCAAUAAGCUCAAGUCAGUCCGUUUGACUUGUCCUUUGUUUGAUACAGAACGCUGGGUGAGGAACUUGGAACGGGCCUAUUUUAAAAUGUGGAACUUGUACUGUUCGGGUGGGCAUCCCCAGCCCUUCAAAGUAACCGAGAAUGAUGCUGAGUUCCCUUACGAUAGGUAGGUAGGAAGACGACUGUGUAGAUAAACUAUAAAAGCAAAGAGAAAUGUAAGUAUGCUAAUUGUUCAGACCUUAUUGGUUUUAACUUUUAUGUUUUCAAGAGUGCAAGGGCUGCCCGAAAUUCAGAUUGUAUUAUGUGAAAGCUGUCUAUAUGCAAAUGAAUGAAAAGAAUUAGGAAAUGUAUUUCUCUUGCUUUGUUGUUGCUGCGUAA
Molecule: messenger RNA, 3610 nt
Organism: Nelumbo nucifera (sacred lotus)
Lineage: Eukaryota; Viridiplantae; Streptophyta; Magnoliopsida; Proteales; Nelumbonaceae
Product: putative UDP-N-acetylglucosamine--peptide N-acetylglucosaminyltransferase SEC
Biological process (GO): protein O-linked glycosylation
Molecular function (GO): protein binding; protein O-acetylglucosaminyltransferase activity
Source: RefSeq, a predicted model, not a curated record